Fraxinus pennsylvanica is the source of this 381-nucleotide messenger RNA. NCBI's taxonomy places the organism in Eukaryota, Viridiplantae, Streptophyta, Magnoliopsida, Lamiales, Oleaceae. The record is from the annotation of a GenBank genome assembly.
AUGGUACCACUCUUAGAAAAUGCACCAGGUCAGGAAGAGAUUGCAGCAAAAUGGUUCAGUCAAGAUGUCUUCACUGAUGCCGAUGAAAGAGAGGAUCUGGGUAACGAUGAUAGUCAAGAUGAAAUGCAGCAAGAUUCACCCGAACAACCAAUAGGUCCAAAAAAGACUGUGAACUGCAUUGCAGACAGCAAAACCUUCCAAGAUGAAGACGGAAAUGAUUCAAAAGUGGAGAUAUUGGCUUGUGCAAAAAUGUUGCUGAGAAGAAGCAAAGGGAACAGAUUCUUGAUGACGUAUACAACAAAUGUCUUUUAUAUGAUGAGGGAUUACCCAAGUGGUUUGCGGACAAGGAAAAGAGGCAUUACCAGACAAUCAAGCCAGUGA